This is a messenger RNA of Symbiodinium sp. CCMP2592, 4653 nucleotides long. The record is from the annotation of a GenBank genome assembly. Lineage: Eukaryota; Dinophyceae; Suessiales; Symbiodiniaceae.
AUGCAACAGGUUGAGGAGCUCAGGCGAAGAACGGAUGAGGGGAAGGAUCGCAUCAGACAGGCGAAAAUCGCAAUGGAGCGCACGUGGUGGGAUCAUUUGGUUGAGCAUGUGAGCUCGUCGGCGCCAGCAUCGGGCCACAUGGCAGUGUCAACAGCUCCAUUCUUUCAGGAUGUGCCCGACCGUGCAUUGUCAGGCAUACUCCCAUCGGAAGAUGUGGACUCCAAGACUUUGUGGAAGGCUCUUGAAGAAGGCAUGCCAAACCUCAACCGGCGAAGGAGGAAGGCGCUUCAUCGAGCAUCCAAUUGGGUUGUUCACUUGUUUGCGGGCCCUGGCUCGCACAAGGCUUUCAAACGAUUGGAGUCGCAGGAUACAGUUGUUGUUGAGCUUGACAUUUGCCGCUCAAGGAGCCAAGAUCUUUACCAUGAUCCGCUUUGGACGCUUCUUGCUAAGGUUGCAAAGUUGGGACGAGUUGCGGCGGUCAUUGGAGGUCCACCAACCCGCACGUGGUCCAUGACAGGGCACCGCGCCGAUGGACCACAUCCACUCCGCUCGCCCACUGAACCGUUUGGCCUGAGCACUCUCACCUCUGACGAGCGUGAUCUCGUUGAUCGUGAUACGGGUUUGUAUGCUCGCAUGUUGUGGUUGCAUGCACUCUCCACCGCCGGGAGGCGUGUGCACCCAAACCCAUCGAAUGGAACAUCCAUGGUGGCAUUCAUGUUGGAGCAACCGUCGGUUGAACACCACAUGGCUUCAAGCCAUUCUGCUGUGGGUAGCGCUCCGUCGUUUUGGAACACCGCGCUGUGGCAAGCUUACGCUGAAGAGGCUGGUUUGUUUGAGGUGCAUUUCCGUCAAGGUCCGUUGGGGCACGCUGGCGAUAAACCCACAACUGUUGGCACAAACUUGCCCGACCUUAGAGACUUGCAAGCGUUGCAGGGGGAGGUGCCGCAGGUUUGUUCUAGCGCCGACAACCGUGUGUCUCCAGUGUGGGCGCCGGGGUUUGUGCAAGCCAUCGUGUACGCACUCCAACGGUGGCCAUGUUACCGCCUCAUGAAAUUCACCCAAGCGGAUUGGGAACAGCAUGUUGCGAACAAUCACGUGCCUUACCGCCGUGAUUGUGCAGUUUGCGUGCACGGUGCCGGAAACGGCCGCCGCCACCACGGUGUAGUUCACCCGGAUGUGUAUUGCAUGUCAGCCGACAUUGCGGGGCCCAUCCGUGUGAAGGGCAAAGACCCAGAAAGCCGCAACCACCGACCAGCCACGUUCAAGUACUUCCUCGCUGUGUCGUACCGCUUCCCACGGCUCAGAGGAGUGAAGGAGGAGUCAGACCCCAGCCAAACCGAGGGGUUUGAUGAUGCAGCACUCCUCCCGGGAGGGACGGAUGACCUUGCAGAUGAGGCCUUUCCCGCAGCAGAAGGCCCCCCGUGCGAGGAUUACGAGGACUCCCUGUACGAGCCAAGAGACUCGCUUGAGGAGGAGCACACACCACCUCCACGCAGGGUUCGCGGCAAGCGGUCUGCUGGUGUGAGACUUGACGACGUCUUUGCACUUGACCCGCCGCCCCCCUUGCCGCCGCCAGCAGAAGCUCCACACCCGGAAGGGCCUGUGUCACCGGUUGAGGAGGAGUCUGCCCGUGUAGCGCGCUUGAGUCUGCAAGACCUUGAAGGUUUAGCUACGGAGCUUAUCGAGGACGACUGGGACCUUGAUGAAGCGUUGUGGGUGUUAGCCGAAGUGUGCAGAGCAGAGCGGGUAGACGGCAAAGGCAGGCGCUGGUUAGGGACAACUCACAAGUUAGAGCGCGGUACUGUAGAGCUGGAGGUGUCGUGGAACCUGAAACACUCGCCGGACCACAGGCGAACCCAGUCUGAGCACGCCCUGCUGGCUUGCCAACCAGACACCGAGACACAGGUUGAGGAGGAGGAGAGCUCAAGCGAAGACUCCUUGCCGGAGCAACCAGUGCUGUGGGAGUUGUGGGUUCCAGACCCGCAGACAGGUGAGCAGCUGUGUGUUCUCAGGUCUGACGACUCGGACGCGAGUGAAGCUUGCGCCCUUUGCAAGUCUGAGCCGGUUUACACUACCAACGUGGAGCUGUUGCUUGACGGGUUGCAAGAACCACUGCAGGUAGUCCACACUGUAGACCCUCGGGAUGCAGAGCAAUGCAUCGAGAAGUGGAUGCCGUCCAUUCACAAAGAGAUCGGUGUCAUUGAGAAGGCUGUGCGGCGACUGCCCCCUGCAGAGGGUGACGCUGCCCUCGCUACCCGGAAGGGUCAAGCUUACCACAAACGCAAGGCUCGCUUGGUCGCUUGUGGCAACCACGCCUACAGUGAAACUCAAGCUGUGGGCACUGGGACCGUGGCGCAGCAAGACCUGCAGCUGAGUGCCUUCGCUGUCCUGCUCGCCUUCUUUCAGGUCGUAGGUGCUGCCAGCCAGACAACGGACGAGGAAGAAGACUUGUCUCUCCCCGUGUCGCUUGAUGCAGAUUUGAUGUUGGCAGUAUCCAUCAUCUGCAUUGGUAUCUGCUUCAUUGCAGUGUGGGAGUUCUUCAAGUGGUGCCUUCAAGGCGUCAUCUCCCGCCGAGAGGCAGGGACACCCGUGUUGUCUCUGAGCCCCCGCAAGGCGCGCAAGUUACAGCGCCUUCGAGAUCAAACUGCGCAGGCCAUCCAGGCCGAGAUCUCUGCACGUGAGGAGGCAGCAAGCUCGCAGUCUGUUGCUGCAGCGCCCAGAAUCAAGGUUGAUGUUGCUGUCUCCGUUGAGAUUGCCAUUCUGACCCUGAUGACUCAUGUUGAGCGUGGGGAGGCAUCGCCAGCUGCUGACAAGUUGAUGUUGAUACCGCGGCGACGGCUUCUCAGCAGAGGUUCUCAUCUUGUCCUUUUCGACGCAGCCGACCCGGAAACAUGGUCGCUGCCAUCUGAGAGUGUCGUGCAGGUGGAUCUGCGGCCCGGGGAUCCAGAGCGCAAGCGGCCCGAAACGCGGAAGUCCGGAACCUUGAGCGAUGAAGGCCCACAACUUCGCACGGACCUCGAAGAGGAGCUGUUGAGAGGUGUGACUCUAAGUGAGGGCCUAAGUGGAAUGGGCGGGCAUUGGGCCAGCAACUCAACGAACGAGGCAGAUUUUGAGUUGAGCUUCAAGACAUCCAAGUACGACCAUUUUCUAAGCCAUGACUGGGCCACAUCCCGAUGGUUGAAGAUCUGCACCAUGCUUUUCAUUUUUAACUCCCGGGCAGCAAUGGUAGCAACUCUGAUAUGUUCGCUGGUUCUCGGCCUAUGUCGACCAGCUGAUACUGGUCCCAAGUAUGGCGAUGGUGUUGAAAUUUAUUUGAGCAGCUUCUGCGUCUACCUGGCCUUCUUGCUGUUCUUCUUCUUCUGGCAACGCAUCCGAGCUUUUUUGAGAAGACCACUCGUGGUCUUCCUUGACAAGCUCUGCAUUGCACAGGGUAAUCCAGAGCUGAAGGAGAAAGGGAUUCUUGGUCUUGCAGGCUUUCUGGAAAAGUCUGACCACCUUACUGUUUUGUGGUCGGCGCGCUAUUUCACUCGCCUUUGGUGCUGUUAUGAGGUCGCUACAUUCUUACGACACAGGCAGCAGAUGAAGGGAUUGACGCUGCGCCCAGUCGCCUUAUCAGUGAUGCUUGUGGUGAACAGCUUUUGUCAAUUUCUUGGCGUCGUUCAAAACAACGUCCUUGCCUGGGCCUUACAGACUGGUGCUCUCGAGGCUGGGAAUGCAGUGACACCCUUCGUGGUCAGCUUGGUUGGCUUCGGAAUGCUGUUUGUUGCGGCUAUUCCGCUUGGAUGUUACUCUGCAUUGGGAACUUUGAGAGACAUUCGGGACCUGGAGCCGCAGCUUAAGCAGUUCGAUGUUGAGCGCUCUGAGUGUUUUUGCUGUUCCAACGAUCAUACGCAUCCGGACACUAGCCAGAAAUUGCGUUGUGAUCGACGUUUAGUUUUCCACACCUUGAAGGGGUGGUAUGGGGAAGCUGGGGACACCGCUGAUGAGCAUCUCAAACGUUUCAACUCGACCGUGCAAACCAGCCUACGUCACAAAGUUUUGGAAGGUGCGGAUUCGGUGAUCUUUCCGAUCCGCGUCGUAGCGUGUAUGACUGUUGCUGCUUGUGCACCGUGGUUUUGCGACUCAUUGGCUUGGGCAAAGGCAUUUUGCCUUUACCAGGAAGAGCUGGGUCCGUUCUCUGCUGCCUGGAGGUGUUUGGCUGUGGUGACACGUGAAUGGUCACGGUUCUUUGCCGUCUUCCUUUUCCCCUAUGCUCUGGUGAAGCUUUGCAAGCUUGGCCAGCCUCUUGUGGCCAAGAUGUCGCAACUAAAAGCAUCCCUGUUGGUCUCUUGUGCAAGCUUCGCAGCCUUCGGAGCCAUAUGGUUAGCGAGCAGGAUGCCCUACACAUUGUUGCAACGAGCAGGCUACGUAGACCUUUGGCCGUGGUUGACGUUGGCGUGGCUACUCCUGGCUGGCACUGCGGGCCAUUGGUGGGAGACGGAAGUGAUGUACCAGGUCUACCCGCGAUCCUUUCAAGAUGCCAGCGGCGAUGGCACAGGGGACCUCAAGGGCAUCGAGCAACGCCUGCCUUAUCUCAAGGAGUUGGGCGUGGGCUUUAUCUGGCUCUCCCCUGUGAUGCAGAGUCCGAUGCUGGACUUCGGCGACCUGGCGUGA